UGAAAACAUGGCGCAGAGAGCAGUUAUAGUUCUUCUCGAGUACAAUGAAGGCUACUCUGUUUUUUGUUGCUGCACUGGUAGCAGUGGCGAAGGUCCACGGGCAACCGGAAGAGUCGACCACCGUCACCAUCUCGAAUGGGAAACUAACCACCGCUAACAUCCCGGCCGUGAGAACAUUACUGACGAGGUCGUCGCCAACGGAAGAUGACGAUACCAUUUGCGUCGAGGCAGACAACAAGUUCUACCUGUAUGCUAAUUCGUUGAAGCUGUAUUCUUGCUACAACCAGCUACCGAAAGUUUACGUGGUGAAACCGAAGAGUCAGUGUAAACCAUACCUGUCAGAUUGUCCCAGGAACUAGGUGUAUUGCAACUCUGUGGGCUCUCCUUGAAGGGACUGACUCGCCUGCGAGUGAGUGAAGAUUGAAUCUCUGGCCUGCUGAUGAAGACAUCUCCUGUUUCCAGAGGAGCCAAGAAACUGCAACAGCGUCAGGACUUACCUCUUUUACUCAGACAUAACCGGCGGAAUCAACUCAUUCUCUUCUAUAGCAGUUUCUGAUUACUUCAUGACGUGCAAUAAAUUUUAUUACUGUAAAGAUUAGUAUUUAAAAACAUUCCAUUUGUCUUCUUUAUAUCUUUCUGUUGUUUCUGUAUUAGUAGUAUGCUGACGCAAUAAUAGUGUAGUUUCGUGA
Messenger RNA from Schistocerca serialis cubense, 689 nucleotides. RefSeq lists its product as uncharacterized. Bases 45 to 359 code for a protein of 104 amino acids. The record is from RefSeq and is a predicted model, not a curated record. Lineage: Eukaryota; Metazoa; Arthropoda; Insecta; Orthoptera; Acrididae. The transcript has 3 exons.